AUGGAGGCUGGCUGCAAGGCUGCGAGUGAUGGGGAGAACAUUGGAAACUGUCCUUUUUGCCAGCGCCUUUUUAUGGUCCUGUGGCUUAAAGGAGUUAAAUUCAAUGUGACUACUGUUGACAUGACCAGAAAACCUGAAGAGCUGAAGGACUUAGCUCCAGGCACCAAUCCUCCAUUCCUGAUGUUUAACAAGGAGUUGAAAACAGACUUCAUUAAAAUUGAGGAGUUUCUAGAGCAGACACUGGCUCCUCCAAGGUAUCCUCACCUGAGUCCCAAGUACAAGGAAUCCUUUGAUGUGGGCUGUAACCUCUUUGCCAAGUUUUCAGCAUACAUUAAGAAUACACAAAAGGAAGCAAAUAAGAAUUUUGAAAAAUCUCUGCUCAGAGAAUUUAAGCGUUUGGAUGACUAUUUAAACACCCCACUUCUGGAUGAAAUUGAUCCAGACAAUGCUGAAGAACUCACAGUUUCCAGAAGAUUGUUCUUGGAUGGAGAUGAAUUGACACUUGCUGACUGCAACCUGCUACCCAAACUGAAUAUUAUUAAAAUUGCUGCCAAAAAAUACCGUGAUUUUGACAUUCCAGCAGAAUUCUCAGGAGUCUGGAGAUAUCUCCACAAUGCCUAUGCCCGGGAAGAAUUUACCCACACAUGUCCUGAAGCCAAAGAAAUUGAAAACACCUAUGCAAGUGUGGCUAAACAGAAGACUUAA
Molecule: messenger RNA, 705 nt
Organism: Elephantulus edwardii (Cape elephant shrew)
Lineage: Eukaryota; Metazoa; Chordata; Mammalia; Macroscelidea; Macroscelididae
Gene: CLIC2
Product: chloride intracellular channel 2
Exons: 6
Coding region: 1-705 (234 amino acids)
Biological process (GO): negative regulation of ryanodine-sensitive calcium-release channel activity; chloride transmembrane transport
Molecular function (GO): chloride channel activity
Source: RefSeq, a predicted model, not a curated record